AUGGAAUUUGAUGGGGAUACACCCAUAGGGGGUGGGUCGCCAGUCCCACUCGCCGUGAAGAAGGGAGACCCACCAAGCUCAUACCGGCCGGCUUCGACUCCCCUCGCGCGCGCCUGGGUGGUGCCGGUUGGCACCAUCAACCUCUUCGUCGGGCUCACCGGAAUCAGUGACCCCGACGAAACUCGCCCCAGCCAGGUGCACGAUCCCUUCGCGCCAGGGCAACUCCUCACCGCAACUCUCCCCCUCACGGGCGAGGUUCAAACGGAGGCCGAGCAAGCCCUGGAAGAUGAUGCCGACUCGGCUGGCGCAGCGUCAACCGCCGAGUCCAUCGCCACAGCGUCGGUCGCUGGGUCCAUAGUCGCAGCCUCGCUCGGGGACUCCAUCGUCCCAGUCUCCAACCCGAGCGACUUCGAGGACGACUCCGUCCUCCCCCUCUUCAUCCCCCUCUUCAGCAGCGACUCCGACUCGGACUCAGUCGGCGCGACUCGGCACCAAUACCCCACUGCCAUCUUCAUUGCGGCUGGUGAGGGAGAUCAACCUCCGCAGGAUCCCUUCUCCACGCCGCUACCUCCCACCGCCACCGCGGCCGAGAUCGAGGCACAUCGAGCGGCCUUAGAAGAGCAACGGAAGAGGGAGCUCGUGGAGCGGCAAAAGUUCCGCCUUGAACAAGAUUCGGUGAGAGCCGUGUCCCAUUACCGCAACGAGCGAAAUCGCGCACGCAUGGAACGCAUCCAGGCACAAGGCUUCCCCAGUGCACGUCUCAACUUCGACGAUCCGGAUGGAGAAGUUCGGGUCGCCCGACCCACGAACCCCGACAUUCCAGAGUCGAGUUGGGUCGCCGCCGGAGGAGUAGCUCACGGAGCACCGCCACCCCCCCUCCACCUCCCGGAGGACGACCGCCUCCCCAAGCAGAGGUCGACGCCAACGGCCUGCGCCUCCAUUCGUCCCCAGCAGACAACGUCGCGGCGGCCCAAGCCGCCCUCGCCAACCUCCCUGAAACAGGGGAGGGUGCUAUCUUCGUUCAGCACGCCAAGGCAUUAG
This is a messenger RNA of Lolium perenne, 1041 nucleotides long. Lineage: Eukaryota; Viridiplantae; Streptophyta; Magnoliopsida; Poales; Poaceae. The record is from RefSeq and is a predicted model, not a curated record.